GCUCCAUCCAGCAUCCUUCGAGCAAGCAUCCUUCAAAGUCAUUUACACUCCUUUGUUUUGUUUAAAUUUCCGUGCGUUUCUUCUCCAAGCAGUCAACUUCCAAGACAGUUGACAAGUGCUACAACUGCGCGCAACGACCUGGGCGCGUUCGCGAUUACCUCCGUUAGCUCCGCGUCUUCCCCUGGCCAUCGAGCAGCCCUGCAAUGCCCGUCAACACCAUUUCUGUGGGCGCAGCUGUCACGCCCACAGUUAUCCAGACUUACCUCCUGCACUACUGGAACAGGCGACCGCUGCAUCAGAAGCCAACAGCACACAUCUCGUACCAUGAAGGCCUCGAGCUCAUCCGUCGCUUCCUCCAUUACGCGUCCUUGCACACUGUCGACGAGUUACAGGCAUUCACAUCGCAAUGGGUGCCAGUGCCGCGCUGGGUGCACGUGAAGGAGAUCGAGAUAACAAAUGACCAACUAUCGCGCUCAGCCGAGUACAUCAACGCGCAGCUAGGGCCAGAGGGCAGAAAGGCCGUCGGGGGAGAGACCUGGUGGCAGUGGAGACGAGAGGGAACGAAACUGAAGGCUGAGUGGAUUGAGAUGCGCAAGGACUAUGAUGCGAGGAAGCAGUUGAACAUUGACAAGGGGGAUCGCAUCAUGCUGUAUGUGCAUGGCGGCGCAUACUUCUUUGGCAGCGUGGAUGAGCAUCGCUAUCAGAUGCAACGACAUGCACGGAAGCUUAAAGCUCGGGUGCUUGCACCCAAAUACAGGCUUGCGCCCCAAUUUCCAUUCCCGUGUGGCCUGCAGGACUGUCUGUCGGCAUACCUGUACCUCCUCGAAGAGAAGCACGACCCCUCUACGAUCAUCCUUGCUGGCGAUUCCGCAGGCGGCGGUAUGGUUUUGAGCAUUCUUGUGACAUUGCGAGACCAGGGGAUACCUCUGCCUGCAGGAGCUAUUCUAAUUAGUCCUUGGGUGGACCUUACGCACAGCUUUCCAAGUCUUACUGGUGAUGACAAGAUGGAUUACAUACCGUCGCAUGGCUUUGUUCACAAGCCGAGCAUGAGUUGGCCUCCGCCAAACGCAGACGAUAUGCUUGCGUUCGAACGCCCCUCUGCUUCUGGGGCCCUAAAUCAGAACGAGAAGAGGCCAUCGCGACCAUCAACAUCGAAAGGCAACAAAGUGGAACGGGAAGCGCAAAAGGAAGCGAAAGCCGAACGUGUGCGAGGCUACUCCGUCCGCUCUGGAGACCAGCCGGAUGUGAGGAAUCCGUUGGACCCUUCUGCAAAAGGUCAAGGGGACACGUGGGUGUCCGAGGAUGGCAAGUAUAGCAUCGGCCCGAACAGUACGCUCUGUGUACAGCUCGACAAUGACAUGCGAGUCGAGAUCAAAGACCAAAUCCAGAUGUACGCGGCGAACCAUCUCUUGACGCACCCGUUGGUGUCGCCUGCUCUACAACCUACGCUAGGAGGACUGCCGCCACUGCUCAUACAGACGGGUGGCGGUGAGUUGCUGCGAGACGAACAAAUCUACGUUGCGCACAAGGCCGCACAACCAUUAGCGUACUUGCCGCCUCCGUCAAACAAUCAGACUGCGGAAAGCAUCCAAGCUCAAGCAGCGAAAUACAGACCAACCAGUGUUCAGCUUCAGGUUUGGGAUGAUCUGUGCCAUGUGUGUCCGACACUCAGCUUCACGCGACCAGCGAAGCACAUGUAUCGCAGCAUCGCUCAAUUCGGCGCCUGGGCGCUUGCGCGAGCUCAAAAGAAAUCUAUUGACAUUCUCGACGACGAUGACAUUUCCUUUGUUAGCAGCGAUUCGAGCAGCGACUCCGACUCCGACAAACCUGACUCUAAUUCGUCGCUCGAGGCAGGGAAAAAGUCAGAGGCACAAGAGUCAGAUAAACUUGGCUCUAGUUCGUCUCUCGAGGACGCAAAAGCACCAAAGACUCCAAAAGCUCGCACCACUAAACCAGGCAAACAUAGAGAGGUCAAGGUCGGCAGGGCUGGUGACCCUCUUCCUCCAUUCGAGCACUACAUGAUUCGCCAACGCAUCGAUCGACACGGAAGCAUAUACCCACUUUCUGCUAAGGAGGAACUCGUAGCUCUUAAUCUCCCAAGUGCUGAGGUUGGCGUUCCGAAGACCGGACCAGUAGGCAAGUGGAUGAAGGCACAGCAGCAAUGGAACAGCAAAUUUGCGAACCAGAAAAUUAAGAUCCAGAAACAGAGGAUUAAAGAUAUGGAAAAAGGCUUCGAAGGUUUUGAUGGCGAAACACCGCCCCCUACUGCGCUUGCUGGAAGGCGAGUCAAGGGUAUGAAGGCUGAAAAGGCGAAGAAGAGGAGUUGGGGUAUGUCGAUGUGGAGUGGAUGGGGAAGCAAGCAUGACAGAGCGACAAUCGGACGCGAGGAAAAGGCAGAUAAUACUCAGGAUCAAACACCACUCCCGAAAACAAGCCAGGAGGCCAACCAACUCACGACAGAUAGUGUAGCAGAAAGUGAAUCACAAGCUAAAGUUAAGCAAAGUCAGGCUUCCGGACUUGCUGCCCAAAAGAUACGCCGCCCGCGAUCGCAUUCACGACACUCUGCUGUAACCGAUAAAGGGCAGAUUGGAAAGUCAACAAACGACUUGACUAAGAUCGCACCCCAGGUUCCAGGCCUAACAUCCGAGCGCCGAGCUUCUCCCCUCCCCUCACCAACAAACGAAAUCAGUAACCCGAUCCUUCCUCUUCCAGGCAUUGUAGUUUCUGAUAACCCGCAAUCACCAAACACACUCAUACCGGCCACGGACACGCUGACUACGAGACCAACGAAGGGUGGUGUCGCAUAUCCGUUUAGUCUGAAGGUUGAUGGGCCGGAGGGCAAGGAUGUCAAUGCAAGCACGCUUACACUUCAAAGUGUGAAUAUUGCAACUCCGCCGCCCGUGGAGGAAUCCCAGCAGGACAAGGAACUCGGUGCUCCUGAACUAGCUGCACAUUCAGUAAACGAGCAGGUGAUGAAGGACAGACCCGCUGUUGAACGUAGUCGUACACAGGAAGAGAAGGUUGUGGAUCGGGAGACAGCAGAGAGACCUCCUGUUGAGAGGUUUGAGACAGCGCAUGAGGACCUGAACACGAUUGCUAGAUCUAACUUUUCCUCUGCACUACUCGAAAUGUCUGUGUUCCGCCCCUCAGCCCGCGCCCUCAUAACAGGCGGGGCAUCCGGUGUCGGCUACGCGGUUGCACAACUAUGCCUCAAGCACUCGAUGAAAGUCACAAUCGUGGAUUACAAUCAAACCACGCUUGACUUUGCAAAGAAGAGUUUGACAGGAGAUGUGCAGUUUGUGAAAGCGGAUGUAGGAGACAAUGAGGAGUGGAAGCGAAUCAGAAAAGAGGUGGGGGAUGUCGAUUUCCUGAUGCUUAAUGCUGGGGUUAUGGUUAAGGGGAGUUGGGGAGAUGAGGGGUGGGCUGAGAAGAUUCUCCACGCCAACCUUUAUGGCGUGAUCAAUGGCUUAAAUGCCUAUGUGCCGUCUUUCCAAUCUCGGUCAUCCAGCGAGCCUGCUGCAAUCGUCGUGACAGGCAGUAAGCAGGGUAUCACGAACCCACCUGGCAACGCGGCGUACAAUGCUAGUAAAGCCGCCGUGAAAUCUCUCACCGAGCAUUUGAGCUACGAUCUACGCGAUACGAACGUAGGCGUGCAUCUACUGGUCCCUGGCUGGACGUUCACCGGUUUGGUGGGCAAUGUUCCUGGUUCAGAGAAGCCAAAGCCUGAUGGCGCAUGGUCCCCCGAUCAAGUCGCAGAGUACAUGUACAAAAAGAUGCAGAAUAAUAAGUUCUACAUCAUCUGUCCAGACAAUGAUGUUAGUGAGGAAACGGAUAAGAAGCGCAUGUUGUGGACUGUGGGCGAUAUUGUGAAUGAAAGGCCGCCAUUGACGAGGUGGAGGCCUGAGUUCAAAGAGGAGGCCGAGGAGUGGAUGGGGAAUUGUAAGGUUUAGGGUGGGGGAGACAGAGCAUUGAGCGGAGGGGAGAUGCAGUUGGACGCAUCUUUGCUUCGGUUUUUUUUUUCUAGGUGGAAAUCGC
This is a messenger RNA of Cucurbitaria berberidis CBS 394.84, 4035 nucleotides long. RefSeq lists its product as uncharacterized. NCBI's taxonomy places the organism in Eukaryota, Fungi, Ascomycota, Dothideomycetes, Pleosporales, Cucurbitariaceae. Bases 204 to 3950 code for a protein of 1248 amino acids. Gene Ontology annotation, molecular function: hydrolase activity; oxidoreductase activity. The record is from RefSeq and is a predicted model, not a curated record. The transcript has 8 exons.